GAGUUGUCAGUGUUAUAUAGUGGUACAAAGAUUACGGAGGUACCAACGCAGCCCGUUGAUGAAUAACAAAAUGAAGAUUCUUCUAUUUUUCAUUGCGCUUAUCGGAGUGGUUUUCGCUGAUUUGGCGAGGUUCGCCAAGUGUGGUAAAAGAUAUUCAGAUGAUAUAUGUGAGGUGACAGAAGUUCGGAUAAAUCCAUGCAAAGAUGGCCGGUUCUGCAGACUGACGAAAGGUGAAGAAUCGAGCAUCGAGUUUGAUUUUAUCCCAAAGUUCAACGCAAGCAAUUUGACCACGGGCCUGUACUGGGCGGCACUGAAACGCGACGUGCCAUUCGUUGACUUUCCGGAGGUGAACGCCUGCCUGCUUACCAGCUGCCCGACGGUCGCGGGCUCCAAACAGCAGCUCUCAUACACUACGCGUCUCAGCGAGACACUACCUACAGGCAGAUGGACGUUUAAAUGGAAAUUGUGGAGCUCGGAGGACAAGAAGAAAGUGUGUUGCUUCAAAACCGAGGUUUCCCUCGCAUUAAAGACGACUAACACUGUCAUAUAAAUAGAUACAUACUUAAAAUGUAGUAAAAAAGUUUAGAUAAAAACGUAGUACGAGUAUAAUAAUAGAAAUUAUGUAUUACAAAAAAAA
Pararge aegeria (speckled wood butterfly) is the source of this 637-nucleotide messenger RNA. Its product is annotated as MD-2-related lipid-recognition protein-like. NCBI's taxonomy places the organism in Eukaryota, Metazoa, Arthropoda, Insecta, Lepidoptera, Nymphalidae. The coding region runs from base 59 to 550 and encodes 163 amino acids. The transcript is spliced from 4 exons. Gene Ontology annotation, biological process: sterol transport. Gene Ontology annotation, molecular function: sterol binding. The record is from RefSeq and is a predicted model, not a curated record.